GAUGCAAGUGACAAAACGACGAUGCAUAUGAUAGGCCAACAUAUGUUUGUUUUCUCUACCAACCCAACCAACUCGGCCACCAGUCUAUCGGCCGGCAGCAAGCGAAUGAUCAAGACGUUGGGCAAAGGCUGCAGAUACCAAACCAAAAGACAUGAGGGGAUAAAGAUGGAUGGAAACUGCGGGAGCUGCGGGAACGGUCGCAAGAUGUGACCUAGAUGAGUGACGUUGAUCCACAGGAUUGGCUGGUGUGGCCGUGGCGGGUGUGAUGAUUGGAUUAGGCCGCAGAUUUGGCCGCAUGAGGAAAUGGAGGCCUGAACCUCCCCUCCGCUUCUUCGCACCACUUGUCGUCGAGACAAGGUGGGUAGCGGGACAUGAAUGUUGGGUUAUUGACAUGUCAAGCCGGCAUGCACCGGGCCAACAAACGCCAGAAAUACCGACAGAUCCCCGUAAUAUCCGGACUGUUCGACAUAGAGUAUCACACCUAUGCGAAAACCCUACAGGCUAUUCGCGGCCCAGUUCACUCACCCCUCCCGAACCUCACAUCGAAACCCUUAAGUACCGCCAUGAUACUUGCAGCCUCUACUUCGAUCGGCGCCCACGCUUUGCCCGUCGACGAUUGCUGCAGGCUUACACUGCCUCGAUUAGGCGGUGGGUUAGCAGGCACCGCUCUCAGCUUGGGCAGCCACGAGCCAAUGUCAUCAGCUGCUUCCUCGAAAUGCCGAUGAGAGGCAAUGGUCUUGUAAGCCUCGGCGCAGGAGAGGGAGAGUGCGAAGUUACUGGCAGCGACAUUGUUGGAGGAAGAAGAUGAGGAAGAGAAUGGGUUGGAUGGUGUGGGAGCAGGUAGUUG
Messenger RNA from Neurospora tetrasperma FGSC 2508, 847 nucleotides. RefSeq lists its product as uncharacterized. Bases 266 to 808 code for a protein of 180 amino acids. NCBI's taxonomy places the organism in Eukaryota, Fungi, Ascomycota, Sordariomycetes, Sordariales, Sordariaceae. The transcript has a single exon. The record is from RefSeq and is a predicted model, not a curated record.